Molecule: messenger RNA, 2530 nt
Organism: Striga asiatica
Lineage: Eukaryota; Viridiplantae; Streptophyta; Magnoliopsida; Lamiales; Orobanchaceae
Source: the annotation of a GenBank genome assembly
AUGCUUAAGGUUCAUAGAAUCAGCUCUGUUGAGUGGAAGCCCUCAGCCGUCGUGGCUCUAGCCACUAGCGCCGACGGCUCUCAGGUCGCCGCUGCCCGCGCAGAUGGCUCGCUUGAGAUUUGGCUCGUUUCUCCCGGCUCCGUCGGCUGGCACUGUCAGCUUACGAUACACGGGGACCCUAAUUCGAGAGUGUCGUCGUUGGUGUGGUGUAGGUCGGGGCCGAGAGGUGGGCCAUUGGGCCGACUGUUGUCUUCAAGCAUCGAUGGGUCAGUUUCAGAGUGGGAUUUGUUUGAUUUGAGGCAGAAGAAAGUUCUAGAUUCCAUUGGCGUCUCGAUUUGGCAGAUUGCUGCAGAGCCGUGUAAUGAUUUGCUGCUCAGUAGUAGGAAAGAAAUGAAACCUCAUGAGAAUGGUCAAGCCAGUCCUGAAACCACAAGUGAUGUUGAUGAAGUGGAGGGUAGUGAAAGUGAAGAUGAAGAUGACAAUAAAGCUCUACAUGAAAUUCAAAUCCAAGACGAUGAAAAGAGUACCCGUCUGGCUCUGGCUUGUGAUGAUGGCUGUGUGCAAAUCUAUGGUGUGUCGGAUGAAGAAAAGCUUACUUACAUUAGAACGUUGCCAAGGGUCACUGGACGUACCCUAAGUGUAACCUGGAGUCCUGAUUCGAGUAGGAUUUAUUCAGGGAGUAGUGACGGGUUUGUUAGAUGUUGGGAUGUAAAGUCUUUUCAUGAGGUCUACAGAAUAACUGUUGGGCUUGGAGGGCUGGGCAGUGGAAGUGAUUUAUGUAUAUGGUCUUUACUUGCAUUGAGGUAUCAAGUUGUACUGUAUAAACUUUCUAGUGAGAUAGUUGCCUCCGGUGACAGAAAGUUGGCUCCAGACGCUAUUAAGAAAUGGAUAUAUGUUGGUUAUGUGAGAGCUCAUACACAUGAUGUGAGGGCAUUGACUGUGGCUACCCCCAUCUGCCAUGAAGAUCUGCCACCCAAUGAAAAGGUGAAGAGGGCACGAGGUCGCAAGAAGCCCCUUGAAUUCAGUUACCAUAAGUGGGCCCAUUUGAGUGUACCCAUGCUUAUAUCAGCCGGUGAUGACACUAAACUUUAUGCAUAUUCUGUAAAAGAGUUCACCAAGUUUUCGCCACAUGAUAUAUGCCCUGCACCACAGAGAAUGCCAAUGCAACUUGUGCCUAAAACAGUUCUCAAUCCGACUCCAUUGCUUUUGAUCCAGGCUGCCCACUCAUUAGACAUCUGUUAUGUGCAUUUAAAAAGCCAUAGUACAUCCAAUUUUGGUCUUGGAACAGCUGGUGGGAUUGCAAGCACAGAUUUAAUAGCUCGAGUUAAAUGUAAGGUUUCUCAGAAGAUCAUUUGCAGUGCUAUUUCUUCGUCAGGCACUUCAUUUGCCUAUUCCGACCAUGUAAAACCCAGUUUAUUUGAAUUGAGGAGAAAUAAAUCAGGCAAGGGUUCUUGGACUGUAAAUAAAAGGCUGCUGCCUAAGGAAUUGCCAUUUGCUCACUACAUGGUUUUCACUUCUGAUUCUUCACGAUUACUACUAGCUGGGCAUGACAGGAGGAUAUAUAUGGUAGAGGUGGGAAGUACGGAAUUAGUGCAUGCUUUCACUCCUUGCCGCAAAGACGAUGAUCAGACCCUGCCGCCUGGUGAACCUCCCAUCACUAAGAUGUUCACAAGUGCUGAUGGCCAGUGGUUUGCUGCCAUCAACUGUUUUGGAGAUGUGUAUAUUUUCAAUCUCGAGACACUAAGACAACACUGGUUUAUAUCGAGAUUGGAUGGAGCCUCUGUAACUGCUGGUGGUUUUAGUCCACAAAACAGCAAUAUUCUCAUAAUCUCCACCUCUUCAAAUCAGGUGUAUGCAUUAGAUGUGGAGGCUAAGCAGUUGGGAGAGUGGUCCAUGCGCCACACUUUUUCUCUACCGAAAACAUAUCAAGAGUUCCCUGGAGAAGUUAUUGGUCUUUCCUUCCCACCAUCGUCUAAUUCUUCUUCUGUCAUUGUCUAUAGUCCAAGGGCAAUGUGCUUGAUUGAUUUCGGGAUGCCUGUUGAUAAAGAAGACUAUGCUGACCUGGCCAACGAACAGGGACUGACGAGAAAAUUACACAGCAAUGGGGUACUGAAACGUAAACUGCAUGAACUAGAAACCAAAAACGGUGGCCGAAAAAACUUUGAAUUUUGUGCUUUCAGGGAUCCUGUUUUAUACGUGGAACAUCUUUCGAAAAAUUCGCUACUGGUCAUAGACAAGCCAUGGAUAGGAGUUCUUGACACUUUAGAUAUCAAACCUGUGCACAGACAUGUUUUUGGGACUUAAUAAAUUAAUUGCCAGCAGGUUUGGGCUUUUCUUGGCCUAAUAUUCAUUUUUUAUCUCUUGGGUCACUUUGUGUUCACUUGGGGUGGUGUGUGGUGGGUUAAGAUAGGUUGUCUUGGUCAUGUUGUGAUAUCAGAAAUGUAUCCCUUGAUAGUCUUGUUAAACAGUAAUGAUAAUUGUUAUAUUUUUUUUCCUCAAAACGAUACGAAUUAUUUCUUGAGAAGGCUUA